This is a messenger RNA of Gamsiella multidivaricata, 1883 nucleotides long. RefSeq names its product mitochondrial carrier domain-containing protein. The record is from RefSeq and is a predicted model, not a curated record. Lineage: Eukaryota; Fungi; Mortierellomycota; Mortierellomycetes; Mortierellales; Mortierellaceae. Gene Ontology annotation, molecular function: ATP:ADP antiporter activity. Gene Ontology annotation, biological process: mitochondrial ADP transmembrane transport; mitochondrial ATP transmembrane transport. Gene Ontology annotation, cellular component: mitochondrial inner membrane. The transcript has a single exon. The coding region runs from base 258 to 1847 and encodes 529 amino acids.
AAAAAAAAAAAAAAAAAAAAAAAAAAUCGAUUUGAUCCGACGACAUGUGCAUAAUAGGAAAAACCUGUGGAUGACGACUUGCUUAGACGCGUUCCCGAGCCUGGACGCGGCCUUUGUUUGCGCCUUUGUUUGUGCCGCCAAGAACUGUCUCCAGGUCCUACUUUUUUUUUCCCUUUUACGGCGUACGUUUUCAGAGCCGACUUUUCUCCUUUUUCGGAGAGGCAGGUCACACACAGUUCCAACAUAUAAGAAAAAGAAUGGCUUGCAUGCACAAAUCUCACUCCAACACUCGACCUAUUCACGCCCAUCUUUCUCUUCCUAACUCGCGCUUCAGUCCAUUCACUUGCAAUAAGCACGGCACAGACGGCCUCAAUUACUUUCCUGUCUUUCUAUCAAGAACCAAGCAAGCGACACAGGCCAGCAACUGCACGACCCAUAUAUACCAAAUGUCUCCAAGUACCUUUCUUCCUCUAGGACUCGGUCUUGGCGGCCCUCUCCUCCUCAGCACCCUCACGGCCCCAGCAGAGCGUGUCAAGCUGCUUCUGCAGACCCAAGACGAAAUCAUUCUCAACCUGCGCGAGGAGUCCCUUGCUGCUCACCAUCGCCACUAUCGUCCUAACCAGAGCAUGUCUCCUCGUCCUCCGCUUAAGGGCGAUAGCACAAAGGGUUACGACAGCACCGCUGAUAAGGAUAGUCAUGCCACCAGUAAUCACAGCGCCGGUGGUGAAGCCGAGGAUGGGGAUGAGGACGAGGACGAACCCCGUUCGAUCAUCGUCCCAUAUGCACAGCUGCCGUAUGUGGACACUAAGGACUGUUUCACGCGCCUUGUUGAAAAAGAAGGCCGACGGUCGCUCUGGCGAGGAUACUCUCUCGAAUGCGCCCGUUUCGCACUUCAGGCUGGGAUCGACGCGGGUCUUCAACGGCGACAGUUUGGUGCAUGGCUGGACCUCCGUCGAUGGUUUGUUCUCUCGACAGAAACAUUUGGUGGUACGGCUGCAUGGAUCCUCGGCGCAUCCGUUCAAGGAACAGUAGUGAGCACAGUAGCCCUCUUAGUGGCGUAUCCGUUGGCGACACUACAAACAAAGAUGGCGACCGAUGUAGUGAGACGGACAAGAAAAGUCAAGCAAACUGUUGCAGCAGCGGAAAGUUUGGUGCAGAGUAAUGAACCUGCCAUGAAGGACAUGACAGAGGCACCAGCAACACAUACAUCCAAGGUCAUGGAGCCACCAUUGUCGUCAUCCAGCACAGAUACCGAAUCCGUGGAAUGGAUUGAGCACAUGGAGGACCAAGGUGAGGGUGGAGAUUUGCAAGUUGCCACAAAAGAGGAGGCAGCAACGACGACAGUAGAGGCAACAGCGGUCACGGCGACGGCUACACUGGCUCAGGAGUAUGAGUACGAGUAUGUGCUCUCGUACAAGCACAAUGAUGUGCGUGAUGCUUUACGAAUAACGCUCGAGUCAUCCGAAGGAGUGCUUGGUCUCUACAAGGGGUUCUCUUCCGUCAUAAUCAGCACUUUCGUAUCGCGCGUUGGCUCUCUGGCGUUGUUCCGCAUGAUCUCCCCAAUACUUGUUCGAUUUGGAGGAGGAGGAUCAUCACGUAUUGGAGGAGCAGGCGUAGGUGCCUUCCUUCUAAUUUUUGGGGCGACAUCUGCCAUUAACCUGCUGGUGUAUCCAUUGAGCACCGUAUGCCAUUGCAGGAUGACUGCGGCGCCUGGACGGUACUCGAGCUCCUGGGAUGCGGGCAGGCAGAUCGUGGAGAAACAAGGAUGGAGGGCACUCUAUAGAGGAUAUGAGGUCACCAUGUUGCGCAGCGCAGCCAUGGCGAUCUUGUCGCGUAUUUUCUGUUGAGUUACAAAUGGUCAAUAAAUAAUAGUGUUUUCGAUG